This is a messenger RNA of Melitaea cinxia (Glanville fritillary), 9697 nucleotides long. RefSeq names its product E3 ubiquitin-protein ligase UBR5 (gene hyd). Gene Ontology annotation, molecular function: zinc ion binding; RNA binding; ubiquitin-protein transferase activity. Gene Ontology annotation, cellular component: nucleus. Gene Ontology annotation, biological process: protein polyubiquitination; DNA damage response; regulation of double-strand break repair. Lineage: Eukaryota; Metazoa; Arthropoda; Insecta; Lepidoptera; Nymphalidae. The transcript is spliced from 49 exons. The record is from RefSeq and is a predicted model, not a curated record.
UUCUUUUUUCGUCAUGUACCGACUCACAUGUAUUUGAGAACGAAAAACGCUAUUCAGAUUUGAGAGGACCUCAAGAAAUAUGGUGGUUAGAGAACGAUUGUAGAUAGGAGUGUUCUUUUGUUCUACUGAUUUUUAGUGGAUACAAAUGUGGAAGUGAUCUUUGUUUAAAAUUCACGAGAUCUAUUUGAAAUGUCUUCAAUGCAUUUCGUAGUUCAUCCAUUGCCUGGAACAGAAGAUCAAUUGAUAGAUAGGCUUAGAGAAGUCGCAGAGCGUUGGAAUAGAUAUGGAACUGGAGCGGCACCUUCUGCUCUAACGUCAUUAAGAGGCGUGAGAGCAGUGGCUGCAGGACCAGCUCAUAUAGCUUGCUUGCUUGAAGAUGGUAGCAUAUGCCGCGCUGCAUUCUCCAUUAUUCCCGACAGAUUGGACUUGAGUAAAGCAGAUGCCAGCAAGAAUGGAGGGAACGGCGGUGGAGGCAGUGGUGGCGGUGGCACAAGUGGUGGCAAGCAAGGGGGUAGUGGCAGCGGAUGUGGAUCUAGACAGCAACCUCGCACAAGAGCAAGGAUUAUGAGAAAUUCUAUUCGUGCUGCACCUAGUUCACAAGGAUCAACAAGCAGGGCUACUGGUGUGAUUAUCGGGGCAUCGGGCUCUAGUAGAGUAGUAUCGGCAGUACCAGCGCCAUUUGUGCCCGAAGAUUUAGUGACCCAAGCCCAGGUCGUACUUCAAGGAAAAAGCAGAAGCCUUAUAAUAAGGGAGUUGCAGCGUACGAAUCUCGAUGUAAAUCAAGCCGUAAACAACUUACUGUCUCGAGAUGACGAGGAGGGCGAGGAACCGGAGGGUGGCGAGGGCGGCGACGGCUAUGUUCCUGAAGAUCUCAUUUCUCUCCUGGAUGGCGGUUUUCACGCUACUCAGCAAGACCAAUCAGUGAUUAUAGACGCCGACGCCAUGUUUUCGGAGGAUAUCUUCGGGUACGCGGCUGUCAGAAGUCGCAGUGGGGGCGGAGGUGGCAGUGGCGGUGUACGUGCCGGAGCCAGUCGCGAAAGCAGCAGCUCCACACAAGACCGGCCCUCGGAGUUCAGUCGCUGGCGAGAAAGACAGUACUUCGGUCCCCGCCGGUGGUUGGAAUCUGCACUUCGUGAUACAUCCUGGGAUAAGGAAGGAGUAGAAAACAAGAAGAAGGACUCAGCCAUGGCAGCGUCCCCCCUUUGGGUAUCUGAAGAGCUUGAAUACUGGGACAGUAACAUACGCUUCACUCACAUUGCGGCGACUUAUAGUGAACUGAUCGCUAUUUCUACUCAGGGACAACUGCAUCAGUGGCGUUGGUCCGAUGCGCACCCAUAUCAGCGCAAUGACCCAUCGGGUAGUAUUUUCCAUCCACGAGGCAACUGGCUUGGAUUGACACUAGGAGAAAAGGUCAUAAAUAUGAGUGCAGCUGGUAUUCGUGUGUCGGUGCUCACUGAUGCUGGGCGAAUAGCUACAUUUUUGGAUGAAUCUAUAGCUCAUGCACCCGGUGCUGCUAGGUUAGAACAUCCUCUGCAGACAUUUACUGAGUUCGGCUCUGAUAAACCUGUGUCUCUGCAUGUUUGCUCACUAUACACUGUUGCGAGGUUAGAAUCUGGAGCGCUUUAUUGGUGGGGUGUAUUGCCACUUGGUCAACGGGCUCGCCUUUGGGAAAAGCACCGCGCGCGAUCUCGCAAACAACAGCGUGGUCAUUCUUCUAACACGCCUCAAGAUUUGCAAGCUGGCCAGAGUGUAACUAUGAAGAAUGCUCCUAUGUACCAACCAGGAGCUAUAGGUUUCAACAUGUCAACUGGGGUGCCAAAGGUGGGAAUAUUGCAGAACGCUGCGUGGAAUCUUUCUGAUACAUGUCGUUUCAAACUUUUACCACCACCGCAGCCAGAUCGAUCUAUCUCAGACAAAGACAAAAGAGAUUUACAAAAUCAGUCACCACUAACAGUCUCAUCAGUGAAAGCAUCAUCUUCAAGUAGUAGUAACAAAGAUGGUGGCAAGGACAGUAAUAAGGAUAUGGCUGACAGGCUAGACAUGCCACCACCACCUAGCCCUGCUUCCUCGACCUGCAGUGAUACAAGCACAUCUCAUAAACGAGCUAAAAGAAUGACAGUCCGCGGCGAAGAAGGUUCGUCCAAUGAUGGUUCCAAACGUGAUGAAGAAGAGUGGCCAUUAAAAGAAGUUGUUUUUCUGGAAGAUGUUAAAAGCGUGCCAUUGGGACGUGUUUUAAAAGUUGAUGGAGCAUAUGCUGCCGUUCGUUUUCCCUCUGUCGGGAAAGAUGGCAAGGAAAUAGUGCCUACCACACCUGAUGAUUGGACUGUAUUAUUGCAAGAUUGUCGUCUAGUGCGCAAAGAUGACUUAGUAGCAGUAAAAUGGGGUGCCGGUGGUUCAGCUGGACCACGUGGGCCAGACUGUUUGCAACGAUCGCCAAGAAAAAUUGCUUUACCUCCAGAUCUAAAUGUUAUUACCAUUGCUGUGGAUAAUCGUGGAGUACACGCUGUCGUGCGGCGCCCAGGAGGCGCCCUAGCGUAUGCGGUGUACGCGGUGGGCACGACCCGAGCGCUCACCGACAGCACGUUCCCCACUGACCACAGCGCUCUCCUUGGGAAUUCUAAUGGACAAACUAUUCAACUUGCUACUGCUGCAGAGGGUAGCGAGCCUGUAGUAAUGAUGUUAGACGGAAACGGCGCCCUGUACCCGGUGGCGCGCGACUGCGUGGGCGCAGUGCGCGAGCCCCCGCCGCUCAACUUGCCGCCGGCGCGCGCGCUCACCGCGCAUGCGCUCCCGCUGCAGCCGCACCACCCGCACCAUCCACACCACCCUGCACUGAAAUCACAAGUGGCUCUUAUUAUUAUGGUCCCUGAACCUCAACUAAUGAUGCCUCGCGUUUUGCGGUGCGAUUUAGACGGUGUGCGUCAACUCUUACACCAAUUGGAGUCAGAUUCCAACAAACAACAAGUUCUUUCAAUAUUACAAGAGCGGUGUGAUGGUAAUAGGAACAUUUUACAUGUGUGUGUGCACAUGUGCGCGCCAACCUCCAAUAAGGAACCUGAUAUUGUCGAAAAUGCUUCAAUGCCUAAUAUACCGACUGGUACAAGUGGUAGCGGGGCAAGUGCUGAAGAAGCAGUGCCAGCUCUCUCCUGGCCUCCAGAAACAUUUGAAGCGUCUGGAGAUGAAGAUAGUCUGAUGGGACUAACCAAUAACGGAAAAAUGACAAGUGGCAGCAAUAACGGAGGCAGUGCAGUCAGUGCCGACCCAGCAGAGCGUCGAGGAAACGCACUAGCAGCUCUCCGUGCUUUAUGCGAGAGCCCGGCGCUACAACCCUACUUGAUGCAACUGCUUACUGCCAAGGAUGGCAUGGGACAGACUCCUCUGAUGGCAGCGGUAGCGGAACGCGCCUACCGGGCAGCACUCGUGCUCUUGGACUCAAUCCGUGCGUGCCCAGAUGCAGACGAGGCACAGCGCUCGGCGGCUAUCUUCCCGCCCAAUGCGCAUCCAGAUCAUUCACCUCUACUCGUGCUUUGCUGUAAUGAUACUUGCAGCUUCACGUGGACUGGACAGGAUCAUAUAAAUCAGGAUAUAUUUGAGUGUAAAACUUGCGGACUUACUGGAUCUUUAUGCUGUUGCACUGAAUGUGCAAAAGUGUGCCAUAAAGGACACGAUUGUAAAUUGAAACGCACAUCACCUACAGCAUAUUGUGAUUGUUGGGAAAAAUGCCGCUGCAAAGCCUUGGUCGGUGGUAACUGGGCUGCACGGUGUGACCUGCUUGCAAGACUCGCUAGAGAUACGCAACUUGCGACACACUUUAAUUCGAGGGGCGAGUCGAUCCUGCUCUUCCUAGUGCAGACAGUGGGGCGGCAGGCGGUGGAGCAGCGCCAGUUCCGCGCCGGCGGCGGGCGGGGCCGAGGCCCGCGCAAGCAGCCCGGCUCCGACGCGGAGGUCGACGUGCCCGACCACGACUUGGAGCCGCCGAGGUUUGCGCGGCGCGCCCUCGUGCACCUAUUGGGUGACUGGCCGGCAGUAGAAGCAGCAAUUAUGUGUGGCUCAAAUGGAUACAAUGACAGUGACAGCCGGGCUAGCAGCCCUGGUCCUAAUCAAUCUGGAACUACACUGUUAGAUAAAUUUACACAUGCACUGAUUGUGAAAUGUACUAAUGAGAUGCUAGAUACACUACUGCAUACUCUGAUCAGAGAGCAACAGAAUGAUACAAUACCGGGUCGCGCCGAGCGUGCUCGUGAAGUUACACGACGAUUCGUUCGUUCCGUUGCUAGGAUUUUCGUUAUUUUCAGCGUGGAGAUGGCUCCAGGCGCAGCUAAGAAAAAGGGGCCUCUGUCGAUCACAUCGUCGUUGGUCCGUUGCCGCCGAGUAUUUGCGGCACUAGUUGCCCUCGCAGUAGAAGAAUUAGUGGAGGCAGCAGAUGCGUUACUCGCUCCAGUGCGUUUGGGUGUAGUACGCCCAACUGCGCCUUUUCCUCUUGCAACUACCUAUGUGGAUUUAGUUAAUGGAAGCGAAGAUUUGUUUGGAGUGGAACCUUUAUCAACAGGACAUUCACGACAUCCACAUACGCGCAGAGAAUCGAACGUCGCUGGAGGCCGUGGGGCUGCGACUGGGGGCACGUCAAUGGGCAGUUCCACUCUCGUGCCCGAUCGAUCAUCAACACCAGUAGCAGUUGAGUAUCCUGAAGAUGUUGCCGGAGAAUCACUCGGUGCAGAUGAUGACGCAUCAGAAACUGAUGAACCUAAUAUUUCUGCACCUGCAGCGCCGGCUGAAUCUCAGCACCAUGAUGAUCCAAUGGGUGAUAGGUGAAUUUUUUUUUUAAAUCACAAAAUAACUUCUCACAGAGGACAAGAACAACAUGUAGUUGUAGAAAACGGCACUGAGCGAGUUGAAGGUGGUGAAAGUGAGAGUGAGCUAGACCUUUUGGCUGAAGUUGAGACCGAAAGUGACUCAGAUGAUCAGGACAAUGCUGAAUCUGCUCAACGUAGUGUGCAGACCGGAGCUACGCAGGGAUCCGAUGCUGGCAUAGCUUCAAUGCUGCUGUAUCCAGAAGACGAGAGCGGAGACUCGACGCAGCCUGAGGACGAAGAUUCUGAAGCUGGUGAAACUGAUGAACAAGAUGCUGAAGCUGAGUUACCUCUGCACGAAGGAGAACCUCUAGAACGAAGGUCUGCACCACCGUCGAGACCAAAUCUUGCACCGCAUUCAAUGCAAUGGGCUAUUCGUUCCCGCGAGACUACACGAGGAACGACGAGCGGCACGGGUGGAGUAAGGCUCACUGGCAGCUCGUCGCUCGUGUUCAUUGACCCGUCGUCUCUGCGCCGCUCCACCGCCGCUGCGGCUGCCGGCGCUCAGGACCCGCAUUCCACAUCCACUACGGCGUCGUUCCUGGCUAGAGCAUUUGGAAUCGUGGUACGCCAAAUUGCUGACUUACUUUGGGAAUAUGAACGUAUCACGCUACCGUUGCCGCGCAUGUUGCCUUUGGCAUACCGCGAGGCGUUGCGCUUGCAAUGCUAUCUCGAAAGACAACUCAAACAAACAUGGGAUUGGUUGGUAACAGUCAUGGACGCAACUGAAGCACAACUUAGAUUUGGUGCAUCACUCACUUCUAAUAAUGCCAGCUCUUCUACUGGUGAAAGUCGUUCUUCAGCACCAGCCACUAGACGAACUACGUCAUUUACAUCUCCAGCGACAAGGAUAAUUGGUUUUUCUGAGGCUCCUCGUGCAAGAGAUAGGGAACAAGGGGUGGAGGCUGGAAGCGCUCGAAGAGAAUUCUUAGCGUACUGUUUGUCGCUCCUGAGAGCGCACAGUGCGGAACACGCGGAGCAACUGCCCGUGCUCGACGUGGCGGCUCUCAAACACGUGGCGUACGUCUUGGACGCGCUCGUGUACUACAUGCGAGCGGCCCAGCCGCAGCCGCACCACCACCAGCACCUCUGGACCGCGGAUGAAAAUGAAAAUGAAGAGGGCGAAGAGGAAAUGGUAGUGGGGGGUGGUGCCGCAGCGGAAUCAGACAACGAAACGGACGGCGCUAGAGGUCGAACACACGCUUUCUUCCAGCGCUCGGACUCUACUCUGUGUCUUGGCUGUCCACCACCUGAUCCAUUUAAUAUGACAAUGCAAGAUGCCUUACCUUUGGCCGAUCAGCCUCAGCUAUUGCAGCCCAACGCCCGCCGAGAGGAAUUGUUUGGCAUGCCGCGGCAGCCGGUCACGGUACCCACCUCCGGAGACGGGCCGCCCGGCACUAACAAUCCACUAGAAGUGGUACCUCGUCGAUUAGGACUGUCAAGCCGUGGUACAGAGCGCGGCUGGUCGCCACCGGCGCGCCCGGCGUCUGCUCCGCCUUCUCACAACCAUGCUGUAACUCGAGAUGAACCACAGGACUUGUCUUGCGCUAAAGAUACCGUGACGAAAAUGGAUAUUGACACUGACGGUGAAUAUUUAUCUGAUUCUGACUCUAAUGAAGCGAGACAAAUACCAAGAAAGAAGCAUCAUAGGCAUCCUCAUGCGGCAAUGAAUAGCAACAUUCGCCAAGAACCUAAUGCUUCCACAUCCGAAUUUCAUACAUUAGUUGAUACAGCUUGUUCAAUUAUGGAAACACCACACCAACAGACUGUGUCCCCUUCACCAGGCCCGAGCAACGCCAGCGCGCCGGCGCCGGAGCCGCGCGCGUCGUCGUCGCGAAGCCCGGGCAAGACCGUUAUUGUACGUGCUGGUGAAUUGUUAAGUGUAGCUGAUCCUCUUGAAUCCCAAGAAAUAUCUGCGCAUGUGACAGUUGAAACGACGGGUCUUCCGUCAACGUCGUUACUCCCUCCUCAAGUACUUACCGCUCCUGCACAGCCUCGCGCGUGUCCAUCUUUGGGAGCUUCAGUAUCCCAUGACUUGCUGCUAGGUCGGUGGAGACUCUCUCUCGAUUUGUUUGGACGCGUAUUUACUGAGGACGUGGGUCUCGAGCCAGGCUCUGUUGUUGCUGAGCUGGGAGGUUUCCCAGUCAAGGAAGUCAAGUUUAGAAGGGACAUGGAAAAACUCAGAAACUCACAACAACGUGAUUUGACUUUACACAAGAUGGAACGCGAUCGUGCGAAACUUCUACAACAAACGUUCACCGAAUUGAACAGUGCGUUUUCGGGACAAAACCGUCGAGCUCACAGCGCUCAGCCGCCCCUGGCCGUCAAUCGCGUGAAGGUCACCUUCCGAGACGAGCCAGGCGAGGGUAGUGGAGUCGCGCGCUCCUUUUAUACCAGUGUCGCUGAAGCUUUACUAGCAAAUGAAAAACUUCCUCCGUUAGAAUCUACUUCUGGUAGCAGUAGUAAUAAUACAACAACCAAUGGCACUUCAGGAUCAUCUGGAACGGCUGCUAGUGGUGCCAGUACCAAUAGCGGGCCUAGGAGUGGGGCUGGUAGGGCUCGCGCGAAGGACAACGCCAGGCGCGCGCCCGGCCGGCCGGCGCCUCGGCCGCCCUCAGCGCGAGAACCCCGGCGGGUUCUCAGUGUCGACGCGCGACCUUACAGCCCACAGGCUGCUCCUGGAACGGAAAGUGCAGGUUACAGUGGAGAUCGACCUGGAGGACAAAAUGAACAUCUUACACUGCACCAGGCACAGCUCGGAGAAAGACUUUAUCCCAAGGUGCAUUCCCUUCAUCCGACAUUCGCCGGUAAGAUCACGGGUAUGUUGUUAGAGCUGACGCCCGCUCAGCUACUCGUACUGCUAGCGAGCGAAGACGCAUUGCGGCAGAAAGUGCGGGAGGCGAUGGAUCUCAUUGUUAUGCACCCUUCGGAAGCAAUACUGGAUUUGGACGUGUUCUCACUAUCAGAAAGGGGUGCGGCGAGCGGGGGCAGCGGUAGUAGCGCAACAACAGUCAACGCGGCCGCGGACGACGCCGCGCCUCUUUUCUACUCGCCCGGCAAGCGCGGCUACUACUCGCCGCGGCAGGGCCGGUGCACGCCCGAGCGUAUCAACGCCUUUAGAAACGUUGGCAGAAUAAUUGGUCUAUGCCUAUUACAAAAUGAGCUUUGCCCAAUGUUCCUAAACCGACACGUACUGAAGUAUAUCCUAGGAAGACCCGUUCGCUUCCACGAUCUAGCCUUCUUCGAUCCCGUCGUGUAUGAGAGCCUGCGUCAACUCGUCGUGGAUGCGGAGACGGGCGAUGCUCAUUCACUCUUUGCUACACUUGAUCUCAACUUUAGUUUGGAAAUGUGUGAAGAAGAAGGUGGAGGUUGUGUUGAAUUAGUUCCUGGCGGUCGGGAUAUUGAAGUUACAGCGUUAAAUGUGUACGACUAUGUAAGAAAAUAUGCACAGCAUCGUAUGUUGCUCUCUCAAGAAAAAGCACUAGAGGCAAUACGAGUUGGUGUACUCGAUGUUUUGCCUGAAUCUGCUUUAGAAGGUUUAACAGCUGAGGAUUUGCGACUGUUAUUAAAUGGAGUAGGAGAUAUAAACGUAACUGCACUCGUAUCUUACACAAGCUUUAAUGACGAAAGCGGUGAACCACCGGAACGGUUAGCCCGCUUCAAACGGUGGUUGUGGGCGAUUGUAGACAAAAUGACACAUUUAGAAAGACAAGAUUUAGUAUAUUUUUGGACAGGAUCACCAGCGCUACCGGCGUCAGAGGAAGGCUUCCAGCCUAUGCCUUCGGUUACAAUACGGCCAGCAGACGACGCCCACCUACCUACCGCUAAUACAUGCAUCUCACGGCUCUACAUCCCGCUUUACUCCUCGCGACACGUGCUCAAGCAUAAACUGUUACUUGCUAUUAAAACUAAAAACUUCGGCUUUGUGUAAAUCUUAUUCGCAACGACGAUGUAUUUCGUUUAGUUAUAAGCUCAGUCACUUAAGACUGCCGUUGUAUUCUAUCUGUGUUAGUUUUACGAUACUGUAUGUUUGUAUUUAUAGAGCGCCAUAAAGUAAUUUAUGUCGGAGAGUUAGCACUGAUACAUACAUAAUUGUAUGAUUUAUACCUUUUGACGAAUAUGACUGAAAAUUUUGUGACUGGGGUUAUUUGACUGAAUAAUUAUAUUCCAAAUGCAGUUAGUGUCCAUUUUAAAAAGGCCCUAUUUUCAGCACAAGAAUAUAAUAUACAAUUACAUUUUAAACUGAUAGACCUCUAAAUAUAAAUAGGUAUAUCAAAUUGCAACUGAUAGUCAAUCCUAUUGUAAAUGAUUUCAGUCGUAUGAUACAUCUUACAACAGUAUGCUGUAUGCGUCUUUUACAACAGCAUGCUGUAAUUUAAAUGUGCAUAGUCAAACGAGGACAGGCAUAUAUUGAUGCAAAAUAGUAAUAAGAAAUCAAAACUUCUUUAUACAUAUUUUGGAAGUAACUAAAAUAUUGUUAACAGUUUUUUAUUUCUAAAAUUCUUUUUAUCCUGUUAUUGUUUCGAUUCAAUUUAAAAUUGCGUUUGAUUUCUUACCUUAUUUAUUGUAUCUUAUAAGGAUUGAUCUAUGAAUCACUUAAAAGUAUCCUCUUAACAAGCUUGUUAUAUAGAGAAAUAUAUAAGAUCGGAUAUUAGACAAUGGAUAUAAUAUAAAUAUGAUUUGUUUGGGACAACUGGUCAGAGGCGUUGGAUUCCAUUAAUAGUGGACUUUGUGAUAAAGGAGGAAGUAUUAUGCGCCUCUAUCUCUAAAAUUAAGAUUGCGAUUAGAUUUCCCUUUUAUUAGUUGUAUUAAAUAAGGUUCAUAAUAAAUACUUCUCAAAAUGCUUA